CUCUCUCUCUCACACACACACACACACACACACACACACACACACACAUGCACUUCCCCCAACACCAGAAACAGGCAACCAGCUGGCUGGGAAGAGAGCAGUUAAUGGUUAAUGCUCCUCUGUGGGGAAAUGUCGCAGGAGAAAUUGGCUCAUUGCGGUCAUUGCUUGCUUUGCUUAGCUAAUCAUCUCCAGGAGAGCUGUUUUCUCUUCCAGACCUAUUCCUAGUAUUUUACCAAGAAUAUUGUACCUUUUGCCUGUGCUUCUUUGCUGAUACUCUUCUUCAACUCCAGCAAAGCCCACUUUUAGCAAGAGAGUCGUGUUGAUCUGUUUCCUUGGCAUAAAUGCAGUAUUGGGGGGGGGAGCUUGGCAUCCACUUCUGUCACUUAGAUCAGUAUCUGAUCCCAGCUUUGACUCAGUGGAAUCAUCCAGACUGGGCUAAAGCUAGUAACUGAGGUCAGAAUCCAGCCCUCACCUUUCCCAUAUUGGCCACAGCAACAGUUUCAGGAUUGUAUUAGCUUCACCGCACUCGCUGUAAGAUGCAGACUUGAGAAUCCAAUCCUUUUAUCUUCAGUCUACCUAUGGAUGUUCUGGGUGUGUGAGAGUUAAGCCUUCCCUCUUCAGGUUGAAGGAGGAGAGGGGCCCUGACUUCCUGAUAGAGAGGGCUGCCCUGUGGCAACCUCUUAACCCUGCCCCCUUCCCUCCUACAAAGGAGGGGCUCCGUUUCCUGAUUUCCCCGGGGAAGUGAAACUAGCUCUCUGGGUUCAAAACUUUGCAGCAGGGCAGCGUGCCUUGCCGUGUUUGUUUUUUUCUCAAUUCGGGCAUCUAGCGAAUCUGUCAGAUUCUGCCCUGCCGCUCUCCUGCCACUGGAAAUUGGAUACCGGAGGAAAGAUCUUUUUCAAGCGAUUAAAACUGCCAGAGAGACAGAAGGCAAGUUUAUAACACUGGACUUGGGCUGUUGAUCGGAGAGCAGGACAGAGAGGGGAGGUAAAAGCUGAACAUAGCAGCAGCGGCAGGGUGCUCUUGAAGUGGACUUAUUUGUCGAGGCGCACAAGGAAUGUCUCCUGAGCUGGACUUGCUAAUCUGCUCGGGACAAAUGCUGUGUGUUAACUCCACAGAGCUUCAGAUAGAGGGGAAAGUGCUGGCACCAUGUGGCAACAGCAGCUUAAUGGUGACGGUGGGUACAAGUUGAACUUCUAAGGCACUAUGGAGAGGGGAUUUAGGAACACUUUACAGUGGUGUGGCCUUUUAAAAAGGAACAAAUUCUAGGCUGUUCUGGUAAUUCUACGUUUACUUGUUUAUAUCUGAUGAAUUUGGUGCAAAAGAACAGUCCUGCAUGUGUUGAAUGUGUUUCCUUUGUAGUAGUCUCUGUACAGUUCUGUGGUGGGUAUUAGACAUGGGAGCAAAACUGUUGAGAGACCUUAUCUGACCGGUUUUAGAUCCGGGAGUGUUUGUGUCUGUUGUGGCUCAUGAGUACAUGUACUUUUCCAGCAGGGCUCUUUGGAUAGCAGUGCUCUUUCCAGCAGGGCCUCUUUGUCCUGCCUUCUGUGUCUUUACUUGCUCAAACAGCACUUACAGCAAGGAAUUAGGUGAUAGAAUGGUCUGCAUCUCUUAGAAUCACUUGGAAGGAACAAUUUUGCAUGGUCAUGGCCUCUCUCCUGUUGUCACCUUGUAUUUUCCCAUCACGUUUGUAUCCCUCAUCUUACCGCGCAGCUGGAUCCUUAUGGUGGUUUAUAGACAAAAUAUACAAAAUAACUGCACAGGCUGUCUUAAGAGCUGGCUAUUUAAUACACUGAGAUGCCUUUGGCGGCUGAGCCACUAUCUGAACACACUUCCUUGAGCCUCUGGCACUCUGUGUGUUUAACUGUAACUAGUUCUAAGUCCAAGGUUAAAGCAUGGAGCCGGUCAUACUGAUAUCCUGUCUUGCUAGGCUACCUCGUGAUUAGUUGCUGGACGUUUCUGUUUGCUGAACAGCUGAGACUGUCUCAUGUUUUUUCUUUUUUCUUUUCAGUCUUUAGGUAGUUCUGCUUCCCAUUAACCUUCUGUCUUCACACUUUAUAACCUCAAAUGCUUCUCUUCUCAUGCUCCAUUUAGAGCAGGUGUAGAUAAUUUAUGGCCCUCCGAAUGUUAGUGAACUACAACUCCCAUCAGUCCCAGCAAGUGUGGCUGAUGGCCAAGGAUGAUGGGAAUUGCAGUCUGGAGGGCCAAAGCUUGCCCGUGUCUGUUACAGAGUUUGUGAAGCUUUCACAACCAACUAUUGUGGCUUCAACUGUUUUUAUGAGCCUGGCAGAGUAGAAAGUGGGACCUAGUUCCUGUGAGCAUUAAACCCAGAUGAAGAGAAGAGUGUUUCCAUCACUUUGCCUUCUGAACGUUAGCACGAGUAACCAUGAGACUGGCAGCUGCGCUGACUUCCUGAAAGGUUCAGUUCUGCAUUUAGCUUCACGAAAGUACAAAAACAGAAUUUACUUCCUCUGGGCAGGGCAAAGUGUUAUCUAAGCUGUCACCUAACAAUGAUGAACUGACCUAGAAUUUGCCUAGAGGCUACCUUUCAGGCAAGAUCAAAACCCUACAUCUAUUCUGUUUUAGUAAAUAUGUUAUCCUUUUGCUUGUGGAUACACACAACUAGAAAGAGUACUUUAACUCUCUCUUGGGGGGGGCAGGAUGGGGAAAGAAUAUGCUCAAUUCUGGCAGGGCUGGAAAACUUGAGCCAUGAAGGAGUAGGAUUCAUUAUAUUUGGGGUUAGUCUCUUGCUUGUCUGAAUAAGAUGCACAGGGCUGAAUGUGUUGAGGUUUGGGUUGUUUUCCCAAUGUAGCCUCAGGCUUGUUGCGCGUAGUGUAGUUUGUCCUCAAAUCCUGAGACGACCUUUGUGAAAAUGUGAACCCCCAGAUUUCACUGUCGUUGCAGACAGUUCCAUUGCAUUGUCUGAUGCAUGGUUGUGGGUCAUUGUGACAGUCAAGGCAUUUACCAGGCACCUUCUCAGUAUAUGCAUUACAACGCCAAUAUCAGUAACCUUGUGCCAAUUGCAAAGGUAAAAAUGGAGGCCUUGAUCAUCCAAAGUUCCUUGCAUACUACUUUCUGAUUUGCUUUUUAUCUCCAGUUUACCCAUUGAUUGUAUACUCCAGUAAGCAAUAAGCAUAGGUAAAAGACACAAGCCCAGAGAGAGUGAUUUGCAUGAGGUUUCUGCUUCAAAAUCUCCACCCUUUCCUUAGUAAGCAUGACUUCUUCAUGUUGUAUCUGAACACCACCGUGCCCAGACCCGAUCUUCUCAGUGUCUCCUCUGUAAAUGCAAUAGUGAUAGGAAGUUUGUAAACCUUAGUCUGUAGUUUGGAAUGUGAAAUGCCUCCUCUUCAUAUUUAAUGUGUUUGUUUUUUUAAUGAGAAUUGAAUUGUUAGAACUGAUUGGUUUCUUGGAACAGCAUUGUGUAGGCUUCUAAGAUUUAAGGCCUCAGAGCCCAUUGCUUAGAGGUGCCACGUCAAGCCAAAGGCAUGUUUCAUGAAUCUAUUGCUAGGAUCAGCCAGUUGUAUAUUCCUUCCCAGCAGCAUGAGGAAAUAGAACUAGUCAUAGCUCUCCAAUGGAACAGGAAUUUCUAUUCAUGCUGCCAAGAACCCUUUUCUUCCCCCUUCCUGUGUUAACCUAGCAAACGUUUGAAAAAUCAUUCUGCAGUGACUUUGCCCUGUGUACCUCCCAGAUUUCAGCAGAGAAGCACUAUAAAAUAGGAGCAGGUCCCAAUUAGCUUACAAGAUCAGUCCCCAUCUCUGAUAUAGAAAUGGCACAUAUUUUUGGUGAGAUCCCUAUUACUUUGUGUCCUUCAUAUCUAGAGGGCUGAAGUGUCAACAUAUGAAUUUGAGGGAGUGCUGUUUUGCCAUAAGGGGAACAAAUGUGUAAGACCACAGACACUAUAAAACCCUGAGCAGCACCCACAAUUGUUACCCAGUAUUUCAACGAUCCAAUCCAGAGCUAAAAUCCCAUUAUUCUAAUGUGAGGCCUGUAUGCAUACAUAUACAUCUAAUACAGAAGAAAUGUUUCAGUACCCCCUGCAUUUUUUAAGGAACCAAUUUCUCCACUGAUGCAAAUAUUGUGACUGAUAUCUGGUGCUUUGACAAUAUUUAGUUGUGCAUGUGGGGCUGUGAGGAAUUUGACUGAAACUCAGCAGUAUCUGUUCCUAGGUUCCCUUUGGGAACCAAGGCUUUUCUCAUGUGGAUAGAGCUGGAGCCAGACAAAACAGGGAGCACCUGGGAUUUGUUGACCUUCCACCUUUGAUUUUCUAAUCCAGGCCAGGGCUCAGCGUUGGACAGUCAAACAAGUUUGGCUGGGAGUUUUCCACUGACAGCUUGACAGAUGCUUUGGAAGUUUCGGCAUAGCUAUUAGUCUGCUGGUGGGGGUGGGUGAGGGAGUUCCUGGCUUUGGCUGGAUGGACUUGACUGGACCUCAGCUCCUGGUGGAAAGAAAUGCUCAAGGUGUUUUGAUUUGGAAAGUGGUAGGUCUGGAAGAGGUCCCUCUUAUUUGAAGUCCCCAUGCUGAAGAAGCCACUAUCGACACAUAAAUAACUCUCAUUCAUUGACUGAAUUUACUUUGCCUGACAUUCAUUUACUUCAGUAGACCAGGCUGAGGCACUUGGUUGUGGGUUCCGUCCGCCCAGCCAUGACUGGGAAGUGGGGAGGCUUAGAAGUUACUGUGGCCUGCAGCUCCCAAAGGAAAUACCUGUUUGGAUUCUGCUGUGCCUGUGUUGGGGGUUGGAAUGGGGGGGGGGAAAGGAGGGGUGUUGGGUAUAAAACAGACCCGUUGGGUAUAAAACAGACCCGAUGCUCCAAUGUUCUUGAAACAUGGAACUGAAAACAGGAGGGGGUCGAAUCCUGCAAAUCUCACUGAGUCUAGUUGUGGGCAUGACUAAUCCAUGUGACGUGUGUUCAUGCACUUGGAAUGUUUUCUUUUGCUAGGAGCUGAAGGGAAUAUAUGAGGCAGCCCCGAGGAAGUCUUAUUCAGCCCAAAGAAAGAAGAGGCCUGUUGAAGCUAACUUUGUGUUUGGAUUUGGUCAUGAGAUCCCAGAGUUAUCACCCCAACCCAGCUGGAGGAUUUGUAGUUGCCUCAAAAUUAUUUGAUGAUGGUGUGCUUUGUGAGAUGAACGAGUUGGUUGAAGCAUUUUGAAAACUAGGGCUGAAUUCCUGAACACACUUACCUGGGAGAAAUUGAGUUUCAUCCAUUUUAAAAAUGAGAUCAGUAAACAUCAAGCUGGCCAAACUUUGGAUAUUAUGGUUAAUACAGGCCAGGUUCUUCGCAGUUAUUACAUGGAGGCAUCUCAUUCCAUCAUUCUCUUGGGGGAUGGGUUUCCUUGCCAUGUUUGCAAGCACAGCAAUCAUGGCCUACAGUGUUAAUAAAUGUCAGUCAGCUCUUUAACUUCAAAGACUUAACUCGGGAGUUAACACUCCUGGCUUGGUCUGAACCAAGGGAAGCAGUCUGCAAGAUGUCUUGGUCCCAAAUUGUUUAGUGCUUUAAGUGUCUGUAUCGAAAUAUGGACUUGACUGGGUAGCUUAUUAGCAGCCACUGCAGAUCUUUCAAUGCAAGUGGAAUAUGCAUAAAGAUGCCUCGAUAAUUUAUUUUAUGAGGUGUCAUAGAAAAAGCAAACAAAGAAAUAGAAGAGUGCCCUAGCAGCUGUAUUUUGAACUAGCAGGAGCUUUCAAACCAGGUGCAAAUGUAGCCCCACAUACAGUGCAUUGCAGUACUCUAAUUGUGAGGUUACCAUUGUAUGGACCACUGUAGCCAACGCUAUCCCUGUCUAGGAAUGGUUCUAGUUGACACACCAACGGAGGUUGAUGGGCACACCUAGCCACUGAGGGCCCCUGGACCCCUAGUGACAAAUUAAAUCCAGAUCCCUUGGGAACAUUGGAUCACUUUUACAGUUUCUGUAGGUGUGUGUAUUCUGUGUGUAUAUUUGUGUUCAUGCUGAAGGUCCUUUAAAAGGUUUUAUAGACCUGGCACACAUUACAUUUUGAAAAAGCACAUCUUUCACAAUCCAAACUUCAUCCCACAUCUUUUUAGUGGUGGGGAAUGAGAAUGAGUUGCUCUGUGGUGGUUUUUUAGGGCAUGAGGAGUCCUCAUGCUAAUUUUAUAGAGGAUGUUGUGUUUGGACUAGCAGAAUCUGGGGUCAGUGGAGUUCGUCAAGUAAUUGGGAAAGGAAGGAGUGUUUGGAAGAUAAGACAAGAAAAGGAAGUUGAAUUGGAGUACCGAUUUUACAUUAGGCGAGGGGUCCUUCACCACCAUCUCUCACACACACACGAAAGUAGUAGAAGUUGGCAGGAUACUUCUCGGUAAUUGGGAUUGUGCUGCUGCUGCACCUCUUUAAAAUGCAUCCUGUUUGAGGAUUCUGAAGGGGAAGGGCCUAUUCUGCUCAGAGCCUAUUCUGCUCAGGUUAUGAGGAUGAUGGAAUUUUACUGUACUGAUACUACCGGUACUAUGGUGUAAGCUGCCCUGAUCCUAAGGUAUAUUAUAUAGGAUGUGAAUCUGAAGAGGGCUUUACCUGCAAGCUUGCAUAUGUUUGCAUAGAAUACAGUAACUGUUGCUUUCUCAUCCCUUACUUAUUAAACAAACAUAUGGGGGGGAAUCAAAACUUCUGCUCAAGGUAUAGACAAAUUUGGCGGCUACUAUGCAGAAUGGCUAUGUUAUUCCACCACUUUGGGAUCAAUAGCCCCCUGAAUGCUAGUUGCUGGAAGCAGCAAGUGGGGAGGGCUCUGUUGGAGGCAUCCCAUAAACAUUUGGUUGACUACAGUGAGAGAUCUUUUUAUUGGUUGUAGAGGGGAGUAUUAUCCCUCCUCCCCCCUUUUUUGCCUCCCUAGAAGAAUUCUAAAUUUAUUCUCCACCUAUGUUCCCUAAAUUAUCUCAAUGGACAACUUUGAUUAGAGCCUAGAAUUGAAAUGGAAAGAGGUGGGAUCUGUCCUACACAUCUGAGGUUCUCCAUGCAUUUUAGAGGGUGUUUUGUCACCAGGGUAGAAUUCCCCUGCUUAGACAUUAUCCCCUUUCCCUUUGUUGCUCUUUCCCUGUCCCUUCUCUGCCUUCUACUUCCUGCCUUCUGUAAUUUGGCCCUUUCUCAGUGCUUGUUCUGAAUCUGGCACAAGGGGAUGCUUUAAUAUUUUUGUGGUUUCCAGUGUUGUAGUGCAGGACAACAGUUUAAGAACUUUCUUUGUAUUCUUGCAUUUGAGGUGGCUUUGCAAACUUUUUGAACCUGCCUGCUCAACCUACCCUACAUUCUGUCCCUUGCCUCAGCUUACCCAAUGCUAACCCUCUGCUCUACAGUAGAGUGCACAGCAGCCCUUCAGCACAGUACAAAGAUCUGUGAAGGACACAUGACACUCACGUGACAUACCUUGCAGGGGGUUGGACUAGAUGACCCUUGGAUCCCUUCUAACUCUGAAGAUUCUAUGAUUAGAAAAGGAGUAGAAUAAGACACCUCUGUGAUCCCCUCCUAAAGCUACUUUUCCCAAAUCUGAUUGGGAUGGUGGUGUAAAUUUGAGAGAAGGCAUCCCUCAGUCCAGUAUUACUCAGAGAGGAUCCUCUUGGUUGAUAGGCAGAGGAAGGGUACAGUUUUCUCAGUCAUAUUCUUCCCUGGACAUUUGUUUCCUCUUCCAGGUUUUCCACCUAUUUCCUACCCAAUCUUUCCUGCAGUUCAAAAGCCACUGUUCUAAAGAAAUAUAAAAUGACUUUGAGUUGAAGUGGCCCCCUUGAGUAGGACUUCUACUGCUUAGGAGCUGCCCCUUGUCCUCCAUCUUUGGUUCCAUUCCUUUUCAUGUGUCCUAGUUUCCCUUUCUCUUGAACAUACGAAACUGACUUACACUGAGUCCAUCCAAAGGUCUAUUUGGCCAGGGCUGUCUACUCAAACUAGCAUCAGUUCUCCAAUGUCUCAGAUCUUUCCUAGUGCUGCCUUUCAGUUGGAGCUAUUGAGGAUGGCUCCUGGAGCUUCUUCUAUGCAAAGCAUCUGCUGAGCUGUGGUUCCUAUGGCUACUGCCUUGGUGUUCAUAACAAAGCUCUUUCUGUUUUACCCCAGGAAAAAUGCAAACCUGUAGGAUAUUUAUUUUGACCCAUUUGUUUAUUAUGCAAAAACUCUAAUACAGCGUUCAGAAUUUGGAGAAGAUUGACAAGGAGAAAUUUGGUGCCAGGAAAGAUACCGAAAGUUAAUACCAAUUAGUGCCAGUACAUGCAGGAGAUGGCAGGUAACAAAGCAGACACUCUUUCAAAUUUCACUCAUCUAGCAGAUUGGGUUAUGAACAGCACAGCUUGCUGUAAGUUGUAGAAUAUGAGCUGGAACACUGACUAGUAAGUCUUGAGAUAAGUUAUAAGUAUUGCUAGUUAUUAAAGUUUAAACCCACAACUGCAUCCCAUGGAUGGUGAAGCCUUCUCUUCCCAUCAUCACCCUGUGGUUUGUUUGCACAUGAUGUGUCUCAGUGACCAUUGGGAAAUAAAAAUGAGACUCCAGGCAGAUAAAAGCCCAUACCAGAAAUGUCCAUAGAUCUCAUUCCACAGCUCCCUUUCUUUGCUUUCCACCAUGCUGCCCAUGCUACGGUAGUACAAUCAACAUUCUUGGGGGGGGGAGUAAUGGGGUUGGAAUAAAUCAUGCAACUUAACUCGAAAAUUUGCAUAAUUCCUAUUCUGGGUGCAAGGUAUCUGUCUGCGUGUUACAGACCUUGCACUUCUUUGUUGGGAGUACAUGGUUGUCUGGCUUUGCAUGAAUAUGAGUGCUUCUUCUCCAUUAAGACCUUGACAGAUACAGUUGGACUUUCUCCUCAUUUAUAUCAGUGGCUUAGUGAACUUGCCUUUUGAGAUCAGUGUGCUCCUGCGAUAAUCUGCUUUAAAGCUGACUUGGUUCUCGUAUGCCUUGCAGAUAAGGAUGGAGUGUGGUGCUGUGGCAAGAAAACAUUCUCUGCAAGCAGAAGAUUGCAUGUUCAGUCCCAGGCAUCUCCAGGUUUGGCUCAGAAAGACUCCUCUACAACCCUGGAGAACUGUUGCCAGUUGGUGUAGAGUGAUUGGUAUUAAGCUAGGCAGACAAAUGGUCUGACCUGGUAUCAGCCAACUUUCUGUGUUCUGUCACAGAGGGAUGUAGGAAGAACAUGAGCAUGUGUGCUGGUGCUUGGGAAUGCCAUCCUGAAAACUCUACCUCACUCAAGGCUCUUUUGUGACUUGCUCACUGCUGAUUUAGGCAAUCCUCUGCUUUCUCUUGUUUCUGGCAUCCAUGGGUGGAAUGCAAAAUAUAUGCAGUCUUUGGUUUUGCGGAGUGCAAAGAUAGAGUUGUUCUCUCAUCUCUCUGCUUUGCUGAAUCAGAAAUGUGUGCCUGCUUCUACUUCUGGCUCAUUCUUAAGGUGGCUGCCCUUGCAAGAGUGUCAGGCCCUCUUUGUUCACAGGCCAGCAAGUUAAUUCUGCCAGUGCCCACGUCACUGAAAACAUUUAGGGGACUUUCUCUUCAGACUCUGUUGACACUGAUGUUGUAAUGUUCUAAGAACAAUGAUACUGCUAAGAGUUCUCUUUUGUAUCACCAUAUCCUUCCCCCAACCCCCUUCUAAAUUCCUGACUAAUAUUUAUUUUUGCAAGGCAUGUGGAAAAAACACAACUUCCUGUUCUAAACUGCCCUCAGUUUUUUAGCCAGGCGAAUACAGUUCCUCUGAAACAGUUAAAAGCAAACCUGUUCUUCUGCAUGACGCUUGCCUAGUUUGGCAUUCAAGCACACAACUGUUUUCGGCCAGAUUCAUGAGGCCCUCUAAAGUUGCAUCCAGAGCUGUUUAUACUAUGCAGUUAAUACCUGAGCAGACCUUUUGCAGAACAUGCACUCUGGAAUAGAAUCCAGGCACUGGAGAUUGUAAUCCUCAUGGCUGUGAAGAAAUGCAAGUAACAUGUAUGUGACUGGUGCAAGGCUGGGAGUGAGUGCCUUUUGAGUGCCCUAGUUGAGGGUAUUGUUGCCGCGGGGGGGGGCGUGUGUGUGUCUUCUGUGUUCUGCUUUUAGCAAUGUGUUCCUGUGGGAUCAAUCGUUGCAACUGGGUAGCCAGAGGUGGGAAGUAACUAGAUUUCCUUCCUUGACUGCCCCACCUUAGUUUUGUUUUUCUGCUUCAUUUUUAAGCUCCCCAUUCAAACUAUAGGCAUGUUUGGUGCUACUUCAGUUGAAUAGUCAGGCAUAGGGUAGGGCGUGGGCGUUCCCAUUUGUCAUGUGCGUGUUGUGACAGAGAUAUGGCAGUGGUGGCUGGGCUUGCCAGGUGAGAUAAGGAGGUGUUGAGCAAAAAGCAAACUUCGCUUUUUACUCUACCUCCUUUACUGGGGACUCUAAUUGCCAAGUCAGCUUCUCUUUGCCUGUUCCUGUUAAAUGCCAGAUCAGUCUUAAAAGGAACAGCGGUAAUUCAGCAUUUGAUCCUGGAUAACAAAGCCACUCUGGCGUGGAUCACAGAGCUGGUGGGAUGAGGCAGCUGACCCUGCGACUGUCCUACUUUCUCCAGCCAGGUCCAUGGUGGUAUUGUGACGCCCAUCAGAGGGGAAAGCGAGCACGAGAAGACAGGGUGGGGCCUGCGCCUGUGAAGGAUGCUGAAGAAAAGCAACCUGGUUCUCUGGGGCGUGGUGCUUUUUGUGGCCUGGAACGCCCUGAUCCUCUUCUUCCUGUGGACUCGGCCUCAGUCCUCCUCUGACCACAGCCGCCUCACUGAAGAGGUCAUCCGACUGGCCCAGGACGCAGAGGUGGAGCUGGAGCACCAGAAGGAGCUCCUGCAUCAAAUCUACCGCUACAGUGCUCUCUGGAACAGGAGGAAGGCUACCGAAGCCAAAAGACUCCACCUCUCGGUUGCGUCCUCCGCCCUGCCUUCAACAGCUGCCCCCUUGUCCCGUCGCAGCCAAAUCUCUCCGGACGCCGUCUUGCCGGUGCUGGUGAUUGCCUGUGACCGCAGCACGGUCCGCCGUUGCCUCGACAAGCUGCUGCAUUACCGCCCCUCCAAGGAGCGCUUCCCCAUCAUCGUGAGCCAGGACUGCGGACACGAGGAGACCGCCAGGGUCAUCGCCUCCUAUGGAGACGCCAUCAUGCACAUCAAGCAGCCCAACCUGAGCGACAUCCCUGUGCCCACCGACCACCGCAAGUUCCAAGGCUACUACAAGAUCGCCCGACACUAUCGCUGGGCCCUGAGCCAGGUUUUCCGGAACUUCAAGUACCAGGCGGCCAUUGUGGUGGAAGAUGACCUGGAAGUCGCUCCAGACUUCUUUGAAUACUUCCAGGCCGCUUUUCCACUCCUGCUCGCCGACCCCACCCUUUGGUGUCUCUCCGCCUGGAACGACAACGGCAAAGAGCAGAUGGUAGACGCCAACCACCCGGAGCUCCUCUACCGUACGGAUUUUUUCCCCGGGCUGGGCUGGCUUUUGCUGUCUGACCUGUGGGACGAGCUGGAGCCCAAGUGGCCCAAGGCCUUCUGGGAUGAUUGGAUGCGACACCCUGAGCAACGGCAGGGCCGUUCGUGCAUCAGGCCCGAAGUGUCGCGCACCAUGACUUUCGGCCGCAAGGGCGUGAGCCACGGUCAGUUCUUUGACCAGUACCUGAAGUUCAUCAAGCUCAACGACCGCUUCGUGCCUUUCACCCAGAUGGACCUCUCUUACCUCAAGAAGGAUGAGUACGAGCGCUCAUUCCUAGCCCAGGUCUACGGGGCCCCUGAGCUACGGGUCGAGGAGCUGCAGGGUAACCAGCGCCGGGAGCUGGGCACUGUCCGAGUGCAGUACACCACUCGCGACUCCUUCAAGGCCUUCGCCAAGGCCUUAGGGGUCAUGGACGACCUCAAGUCCGGAGUGCCCCGUGCCGGCUACCAGGGCAUUGUCAGCUUCCUCUUCAGAGGCCGCCGCGUUUACUUAGCACCUCCUUCGGACUGGACAGGCUACGACCCUAGCUGGAGUUAGCAGCUGACAACCCUUAAGCAUGUUGGACCCUGUUGUCAAAGGGGUGCUUGGAGUUGGGAGUGGGGGGCGGGGACAAAACUCUGUAUUUUUCUUUUCCUGUGUGGCAUUCGAGUGCAUUCCAGGGAUGAGGGUGGUUUUGUGCACUUAAAAUUAUGGGGUAGGAGGGGCGGGGUUGCGGGGGUUAUUCCGAUGCCCCAAAGAGGGGGUGAGGUGGAGCGUUUUGAGUGCUCUCUCCGUUCUACCCUCCAGUGCCUAUUCUCCUUUUUUUGACGUGGUGGUCUGUUCACUCAUUAGAUCCUUGGUGGCUUCUCCAAGUCGGUGUGUUUUUGAGGUCAAAGCCCGUGCUAAACCAAAGCAGCAACCCAUCGAGGUUUUCCCAGCUUCGCUGAGCUCACGGAAGCCUGUGCAGCUUGCGGCCCAGCAAGCCAGGUGCAGCUCCGCAGGCACACAACAUGGGUUGAUAACUUCCCUGUUCCAAGCAAAAAAGUUGCUGACCUCCUGUUAGGUCGCUUUGCUUGGCUGGUGUGUUGCAUUCUGCCUGAUGGGUCGCAGUUUGUUCAGGCCUGAGCAAUAGGGAGGAAAUGAGGGCCUUUUCUCCCCUCUUGACUGCCUGUUCCUUUCUCAUUUGGACAUAGUUGAAUGCUAGCAUUGCAAAAAGGAAACUCCUUUGGACGUUCAGUGAGUCCCUUAGAAGGACCACUUUUAUUGACCAUAUUGGCCAUUUUUACUUGGGUCUCCUGAAUAACUCAUUAUUGAACUGUGUUCGAUGGGAGGUAAGGUGCGUGCACUGAUAAAGGUGAUGUAAGGAUUGCUCAGGUGAGGCGAGUGUCUAAAUCUCCGGUUGUUUUUACCUGGGUAAUAAGGAAACGGUGGCAUGGGGGGAGAUGUAGUCGGUUGCCAAAACUGGUUCUUGUCAGCUGGUCCUUUCUGUAAGCUACGGCGACUGAAAUCCGGAAGGGCUGGACCAUUUCAGAUGGCAGGUGGGGGAUUAAAUUUGAAAACUCACCCACAUGAAAUUCCCCUUAUAUGUGCAAGGCUAGCAUGUCCAGGAGAAGGUCUUGGGCUAGCUUUUUCCGUGACGUGUGUGAAGGAGCAUUCGAACUCCCACUUAGUCAGAAAUGGUACCGUCCUGAACGCCUAUUUGCUCUCAGUUAUGUUUUGUAGCCACCAUUAUAUAAUAGCUACAUGACAUUUAAGGAGAGGUUGGCUUAAUUAUGGCGUGAUGCCACGUUCUCUUCCCAGAUUGAGUGAGGAAACUUGUCCCCAAUGGCUGCCUUAAUUCGCCUUGGGUUUUGGGGGGAGGGGCAGUCUCUAAAUUCAGCCCCAGCACAGAGGUGGCUUAUCCCUGAGUAGCUUUCUUGCAACUGGUUGCCAUAUUAGCACUGAUCCACCACCAGGUCUGUGGGAGCAACGGGGCAGAGGGAGAAUCCCCGAGUCAGCAGAACACACCAUGGGAGGAGCCCAGCCUUACUCAGCGGUGCAGAAGCUUCUUUCCCCAUUCUUGCCUCUAGAAGGCGCUGCUGAGCUGCUCCAGAGCCACUAGAUAAAAUAAGCAUGGAGAAGGAGUUUCGGACCUCAUAUGGCCAAAUUCAGACCACACCAAAGGGUAGUAUUUUGUUUCUUUCUUUGGAUGCUGUAUUACUUUCUGUCUUUUUUAAAAACAACAACACAAAACUCUCCAUGGUGAAUGAAGAAAGAAAUACGGGGUUGUAUUCAACUUAGCACUAAGGAGAUCAUUCUGUCAGCGCAGCGGUUUCUUCUGGUCCAACAGAAUGAUCUCCCCUGUUCUCCUCCAUCCCUGUGUGCUGUUCUGGGUUUUCCUAACCCUCUGAAGCAGAUAUGGAAAGGGCGUGGGGAGGAGAGGGGAGAAAGUCCUAUUGUGCUAGCUGGGAUCCUUCCAUUGGCUUUCACUGGUUCCACAAUUUCGUUGAAUACGGCCCCUUGUCUCUGCUUUGGAAUUCCACUUCAGUAAGGAAUUUCUCUCCUGCGGCCAAGUUCAGCGAAAUGGGUGUGGGAGGCCUUCCUUCCUCAUCUGUUUUCCUAGCUGGUGCAGAUGGAAGAACAGGAGAUGAUGCCUCUGGGGAACCACAUUUGAAUGAACUUGUUGCAUCUAUUUAAUUAUGUUUCAUUAUUACUUCCUUGAAAAUGCAGUAUUGCUACUGGGAUUGUGAGAGAAAGAUGUCUCUUCCGUUGAAAACCCUGAUCAUGAGAUUAUUAUUUUCUUUUUCAAAGGGUGAUCCAUCUCGGUUUUCUCUCAGAGGUGGAACCUCUGUGAGGGGAUACAUAUUGGUAAGGUUUUGGGGAAAAUAUUCCGUUCGAAAGGGUGUUCACUUAUGAAUGGGGAGAUUCUUCAUUGAAGGCAAAGGCCUUCUUUUCUCCUCUUGAAUGGGUACCUGUGGACAGACCAUAGGAGGUUGAAAGAGAGCGUGUGGUGAUGGCGAGUUGCACUCUCGGUAGGUCCUACACCCUUCUUUGAAAUUUGCCUGAAUUGGGAGUGGCAGGGAGACAUCAAGAUGAAAAUGAGGAGUACCUCCAGGACUCUUUAGUUCGGGGUUCACAUUCCUAGACUCAAACUGAUUUCCAGUGCAGGGAAGGAAGCACUUGAAAUAUGACCUCUUUGGCCAGUGAAAGGCGGUUAGUGAGGUUGGGGUUGGAGGAAGGAGGAGCACAUUAUGCCCCUAUGCUUCCCCUUUCUGUCUUUAGGGGCACAGGCAAAGUCCCCUGAAUUAGAAUGGGAAGGAGAGAUCCUCUCCCUUUUACCGCAAUUGCUCACCUUGCCUGUGUAUCUACCCUUCUUCCUCGUGUCCAGGCAGGAGUUGGUAUUAUUACCCACCUGUAGAAUUCUGAAGAUUCAGCCAGUGGGUGGGACAGUGUUUUUAGGGAACUGACUCUACCUUUAACACCAGUGCAAGGGCCUGACAUUGAGGACUUUCUCUGUCCUUCCCACCCAACCCAUUGUUUUGGGUGGCACAGUUCUGUCCAUCCAUGUCAUCUAUGGCCUGAACUCUUUCUUGUGGCAUGUGGUCCGUGUUUUGUGUGAAUGUCCUAGCUCACAGUGCUACUACCUCCCUUUCCAUUCCCAGGGAGUGCUUCAGGUGAAGGGACUUGAGAUCAGCUGAGAUGGCAUUGGCCCCGGAAGAACAUUUUGGGUCAGUUGGGGAGAAUCCACCAGCAUCUUCAGUUCCCCCCUUCUCUCCCAAGCUCCCUUUCCGCUCCUGGAAUGGUCCAUUUUGAAAUUCCAACUGAAAGCAAAAGCUUGUGAAAUUUCGGGGUGGUUGAACUCUUAAGGUGUUUGCUAGAGAGAUGCUGUUUUUAAUGUCCAAAUUUCAAUUGGUGAAAUGUUUGAAGAUGCAAAAACUUAUUUUCCACAGCAAAAUAAAAGCCGGUCCUUUUCAAACA
Messenger RNA from Zootoca vivipara (common lizard), 15294 nucleotides. It is a transcript of the gene MGAT1, whose product is annotated as alpha-1,3-mannosyl-glycoprotein 2-beta-N-acetylglucosaminyltransferase. Gene Ontology annotation, cellular component: Golgi apparatus. NCBI's taxonomy places the organism in Eukaryota, Metazoa, Chordata, Lepidosauria, Squamata, Lacertidae. Gene Ontology annotation, molecular function: alpha-1,3-mannosylglycoprotein 2-beta-N-acetylglucosaminyltransferase activity. Gene Ontology annotation, biological process: protein N-linked glycosylation. The record is from RefSeq and is a predicted model, not a curated record.